Molecule: messenger RNA, 2715 nt
Organism: Metarhizium album ARSEF 1941
Lineage: Eukaryota; Fungi; Ascomycota; Sordariomycetes; Hypocreales; Clavicipitaceae
Product: GTPase activating protein Rga6
Exons: 1
Coding region: 1-2715 (904 amino acids)
Source: RefSeq, a predicted model, not a curated record
AUGAUUUGCGCUGUAUUCGGCCUGUUAAGCCUUAUUGGCCGGAUGGCGGAAGUUGCUCCUCGGGAAGACGAUGAUAGUAGACCUCUUCCAACGGCCGAUUUGAUGGGUUACAAUGCACUGGGAAUUGUGUUUGGACCAUUACUGGUCGGAGACCUGCUAGAUCAAUACACCAUGAAGGUUGCAACCCCGAACACUGGAUUGCUCGUAUUUCCGUUAAGUCCUCCACGAUUUCGAAGAGAACGACGCAAGCCGACUCAGCUCGAUGCCAAAUCCUCAGGGCCGCCGACUGUUGACAAGAUACUGGUGGCCAACAGCAUAACAGAAAUGCUAAUCGCCAACUGGAGAGAUGUGGUCCGCCAGAUGAAAUCCCUCGGCACGCACUGCCGGAAGGAUACAUCUCUCGUGGACCUGGUAAGCAAAGACGAAAAGCCGCCGUCUCCACAGGGAUCUACCUUGAGAGCUCAUCAGAACUGUGAUGGAGGAGACAAUGGAAUAAGGAGAGACGAAGGCAAUGAGCGUCGCGAAGUGUUUGAACCCCCGGUGCCUGGACAAAGGAAGCGACGACUGAAAGUUCUCAGGCGAUCUACGUCUCAAAGGCUAAACCCAAAGAUGAGCUUUGCCACAUUGAGUCCCACGAAGGAAGAAAGCAUGGGAGACGACGAGUCAACUGACGAAAACGAAAACCGCCAGAUCAAGGAGAGUGUCAUUCAACGACUGCAGAAAGCCAAAGAAAAUCGAAAAUACAAUAAGGCUGCCAAAGUACCCAAUACUGAUACACUAUGCCACGAUGCUGUAGAAGGCGGGCCGCGUUCUGGCCCUCGUCUGUCAACUGCCGAGGACAAUAUUGCGCCUGAAGUUGUUUCGGGUACAGAGCACGCACAAGUAUACCUAGAGAGUGUCCCGCCCAGGGAAUCAUCGAGAAAUGCGGCGUCACACGAUGGAACAGACAUAUCUUUGCGACAAACGACCUCACAGCGAAGCGUGAACUCGGCAAGAUUGUUGGAUGAUAUUGCGUCUGACUCCAGUCGCUCUACGCAAACACCAAGGACAAGACGGCUAUCACUGACGUCUAGUGUGCGAAGCGAAACCCCAAAGCCACCUCCAGGUCGAACGAGCCCGGUUUCGCCAUCGUUGAUUUGCCCAACAGUGAUGCCUGAAGGGGGCAUCCGGCUUGUCCAACAAACACCUGCCCAAAAUCCUAAGGCCGAGCUCAUGCGAAACGGGCGUGCCUCUCCUGGUAUUGGCGCGUCAUACGUGUCUCAAGACCAGGGCGUUCAGUGCGAUAUGCUUCCGGAGAGCAAGGCACGGCAUUCGAUCGACGUUACUCCUGAACGCUUCUACACGUAUGGGAAGGUGCUGGGAAACGAGGCCAGGAUGUCUCUGGACAGUAUACAGCAGCUCGCGACCAGACAAAAACCGCGUGCUGUAAUACCCCAACCGAGACUGUCGAAGUCACAUGAGAACUUGAGAGGCCAAACAACAGUCAUGCGGCAAUCGCCAAUAGAGUCUACUGAGUCCAAGGGCCUAAGCAAACGUGGGUCUGUAAAAACAAUGGCGGCAAUGUUCGAAACACAAACCACUGGCCGGCAAUCACCAAGCGUUACGGAAGACGCAGCUGAAGCAAGAAAUGACAGCAAAAGGCAAACUCGAAAGAGACAUUCGAAGUCGGAUUCGGCGUGGACGCAUCACGUCUUUGAUCCGAUGAUUGAAUCAGGGCAGGAAAACCCUGGGGGAAGUACGGCAAGAGGUCACCCAACGGAGCUCCACCAAGUUUUCAGAGGAAUACUUAAUGAUGGGCUUAAAGGAGCAGGCUUGGAACGCGAAGUAGAGGGGGGCUUCCAGGAUGCCACGAGCUAUAGCCCUUCCAAGUUGCUUGGAAGGGCGGGAACCGGGACGGUGGAUGAGAAGGCGCUCAAGGCAGUUCCAAGCUUGGGCACCAUGGUGCCUUGCCGCGAACAACCGCCCGUCGCGCAUCACUUGAAUUUGGCUCGACCGGCCUCGUCGCCAUCUCCGAUGCAGGAACCGGAGCUUUACACGGUGAUGGACAUUGUUUCGACGACACAAACACCCCGACCUCGAAGUGCUACCGUUCUCUACACCCAGAUCCGCAAUCUUCAACGGCAGUUGAAUUCAAAGACGGAAGAAGCAGCUCAAUUGAGAAGGCAGCUCGAGGCACAAAAGGACUCCGACGUUGGGACUGUCAGCGAGCAACUGAGACAGGCGAAGAGGGCUGUUGCGACGUGGAAAGAAAGAGCCGAGACGGCUGAGCGGAGGGUCAAAGUGUUUGAGAAGUUUGUUGAGAAGCUGAAGGAAAUCCGGGACGCCAUCGCAGAUUCAAAUCCUUACGAGGCGGGCAAUGAAGAGGACAAGGGCUCUGAGCAGCAGCAGUCGCACAACGGCAGUCUCGGUAUUAGAAGGGCAAUCAACGCGCUACAUGUUGCAGACGGGACAGACGAUAAGGGCAAUGAUGGGAAAGAAAAUGAGGCUCCGACGGCGGCGGCGAAGUCGCAGAAGUGCCGGCAGGGGCUGUCGGCUGCACAAGAUGGGACACUGGACUCGGAUCUGGCGAGCAGCGCGACAGGCGAGGCGCAUGGCCGACAGAGUGGGUGCACUUGUUUGGCGAGGCGGAUGAGAAAGAGCUCGGAGCAGAUUUUGGCUGUGGCCGAGGAGCUUUUGCGGAUGCACGAAGACGACGCGGCGUCGAUGGUAGAAUGA